Alosa alosa (allis shad) is the source of this 4003-nucleotide messenger RNA. RefSeq names its product BCL2 interacting protein 3 like b (gene bnip3lb). Gene Ontology annotation, biological process: mitochondrial outer membrane permeabilization; positive regulation of apoptotic process; defense response to virus. The coding region runs from base 142 to 864 and encodes 240 amino acids. Gene Ontology annotation, cellular component: nucleus; mitochondrial envelope; mitochondrial outer membrane. The transcript has 6 exons. The record is from RefSeq and is a predicted model, not a curated record. Lineage: Eukaryota; Metazoa; Chordata; Actinopteri; Clupeiformes; Clupeidae.
CCAAGAUCAGCCAACGCAGCUGUAGUCUCUGCACUUAUUUCUGCCCGCAAAAUACAAGCGAGCGGGGGUCAAUCAUCGCUACGCGAUUGCGCGCACGUCCGAUGUGUGCUCACAGUGCGUGCGAGUUGAACUGACAGUCUUAUGCAAGCCUCCCUACACAGAGACACGAUGUCCGACGCUGCUCCUCCACCAGGUAACAACGGGGACCCUGCACUAAACGGGUCAUGGGUGGAGCUGGAGAUCAACAGAAGUGGAGGUGCUGUCCCCCCUCCCUCCUCCUCCACCACCUCCACCUCCUCCACCACCUCCUCCUCAGGGCCCGGUGCGGUGGCGGCCCCGGAGCUGCCGCAGGUGGUGGAGGAGGAUGAUGUGAUGGUUGGAGGCCUGGAGCACGUGCCGUCGUCCUCAUCCAUCCACAACGGGGACAUGGAGAAGAUCCUGCUGGACGCUCAGCACGAGUCCAGCCGCAGUAACUCCUCCUGUGACAGUCCUCCAAGGCCCCACACUCCCCAGGAUGAAGGCCAGAUCAUAUUUGAUGCGGACAACAGGAGAGAUAGUCAGUCGGAGGUGGACAUUCUGGAGCGGGAGCAAGAGGAGGACAUCCUCAUGAAGGACUCUGAUUGGGUGGCAGACUGGUCCAGUCGACCAGAAAACGUUCCACCCAAAGAGUUCCACUUCCGUCACCCACGGCGCUCCUUGACGCUGAGCAUGAGGAAGACUGGGGUGAUGAAGAAAGGCGGGAUCUUCUCUGCUGAAUUCCUCAAAGUGUUUAUCCCGUCACUGCUCAUCUCACACAUACUGGCCCUCGGACUGGGGGUGUACAUUGGGAAGCGGCUGAUUACGCCUCCCGCCAGCUCUUUUUGAUUGACAGCUGAUGAAAGUGCCUGGGGCUCCGCCCGUUGAGGCCGGGGGGGGGGUUUGGGGAAGGCGAGUCAAAUGUUGCAGUUUGUACAAAGGAACGUCCUUCCCUCUCUCGGUCUGCCCUCCCUCUCUCUCCCCCCUCACACCUUUUUUCCCCUGACCCUCAUCCUCCUCCUCCUCUCCUCCUCUCCUCCUCUCCUCUCCUCUCUGCGGCCCACCUGCCAUAUAUGUUCUGGCCAGAGAAGUGCCAUGUUUUUUUCGGAGAAGAGAAGGCCCGUUUUUUUUGUUGUUGUUUUCUUUUCGACGGAGACGAAGGGCUUCCUAUGAGACAGAAAGAUGGUUGCCGUGGAAACCAAAUAGUUGAGCGGUGGCUCGAGUUCCUGCUGUGACUUUGUGUUAGAUGAGAGUUGUGUCUGUCCAGCAAGCUCAGGAUGUGUUCACACUCUCACAAACACACAAACACACACACACACACACACACACGCACACACUCACACACACUCACACACAACUUAUUCCUGCAUCCUGAAUGGGAACUCACUCCAAAAAUCUGGAAAUGUGAAAACGCAUUUUUGUUCCAGAUGACUUAAAGUGCAUGUUACUCUAAGUUUCAGUUCAUAUGUAGUUAUGUUUUUCAGUUAAGGCCCAGAACAGUGGUUUUGGAGAGCUUGUUUGGUGUGUGUGUAUGUGGUGUGUGUGUAUGUGGUGUGUGUGUGUGUGUGUGUUGUAGUUCAGAGCAGUGACUUUUGGAGAGCUUGUGUGUAUUCGGACAUAGUAGAGGAUCCAGUGGCCUGAGAAGACAUGAGGAAUGGAGACUGGCUUGGUCCUCCAUCUCCACACACACACACACACACACACACACACACACAUUCAUAUAUAUACGGACACACACACACAUACACACAAACAGACACACACACACACACACACACUUCAGAUUGUUUAUAAGUACCUACUUUGCUAAUGUCCUCUGUCUUAUCUUUUAACAAGAAGAAAAAUGCAUGAUGGGAACAAAUGCCUGCUCUAUGUGUUGUCAUGGAAACGGCACGCCAAGCUGACCCGUGUGCGGGCUGUGUGAGCUGUGUGUAAGGGCCUGGCACCGGAUGGCUUCAGGUUGGCAUUCACCCACGCUUGUCUUUAUGGGGGGGUUUUUUCUCGUCAAAUCACACCAGGCCAAGCAGGUGCAGUCACGGCCAGGUGAAAAGGACGCAGUGACCCCUGGCCGACCCCUGACCCCUGGCCCAACUCCGUGUUGCUUUCUCUGUUUGUGCUCAGAGAUUAGUUUCUCUGUUUUUUUCCCUGUUUGUGUGUGAGGAUCCCCAGCCCAGCCUCACAACACCCCACCCCAAGGCCUCCACACCGCACUCCCAUGAUGCACUGGUGUGGGUGGUGUGAUGUGACCGCUGGACCCCGCUCCUCCCAUCUCUCUGACCCAGCCGAUGGGGCAACCUGAGCGGACGUCUUAUGGUUACAUCACACAGUCACAGCCUCCUCAUGCUCUUCCAACACAGAUGCUCUCCGUUUCUGAAAACUUCCAGCUUAAGUUGCUUGCAGCUUCAGAGCGCAUCUAGUUUUAGUUGGUCUCCGUUUCUAGAUGCUUCUUUCCAGCCAUUAAUAGUCUAGCAUGUAGUAGCCUCAGGAGUCAUGGGUUUCAUUCCCAUCUGCCCCCUUGAGCAAGGCACUGAACCCCGAGUUGCCCAUGGAGACUGCCCCUUGUAAUUGGUAUCUGCCCACAUUUUUCCUACAGGUCGAGGAUCGAACCGGCAACCCUUCGGCAACCCCACGGCUGCCCCUAGCAUGGCUGCCUCUAGCAUGGCUGCCUCUAGCUUUGGAAUAAGGCGUCAGCUAAAUGCAUAAAUGAAUACAUUUCUUCUUCUCUUCAUCGCCUGCAGAAGACCCCUGGGCCUGUUCAGUAGAGCCAUGCAGCUUGUUGUACCCAUCAUGCUGUUUCAUAGUGCAUUCUCAUGAGCCCUGACCCCAGGGCCUGUUCAGUAGAGCCAUGCAGCUUGUUGUACCCAUCAUGCUGUUUCAUAGUGCAUUCUCAUGACCCCUGACCCCUGGGCCUGUUCAGUAGAGCCAUGCAGCUUCUUAUUAGCCUGGCCCCACCCACCUAAAUCUUCUUUCAGGGAGAUCUAGUCUGGAACACCAUAGUCCAUAACCGUUUCCCUUCAGACAACAAAAAUGUCAGGCCAAUCAGCGACGAGAGGGGAAGACGAAACCAAACCUUAUUGUGAUUAAACAGAAGCAGAAACACCUGCAAACAUCAAAAAAUGCAGAAAUGUAUUUACAGCAAGGUAGACCCACAUGCAUUGUUUCCUGACUGUUGAUGCUGAUUAUUGUCAGUUUGAAAAGUGUAGGUGAAAUAGGAAGUAACGUUAGGAAUCUCUGAUCAAUGUGAUUGGUAAGGCUGGACCAAUGAUUUAAAAGUUAGUGCCCGUCGUGAUGCAAGUGUUGCAAACGUUUCCCAGUCGAGAGUCACCACUCACUUGGUGAAUGAGUUUGGAUUUUUCCAGGCUAGCUUCUUAUACCUAUCAUAGCGUUUCAUAGUGCAUGAGUGGAGGGGACAUGAAGCUAUCGUAGUGCAUCAUAGGGCGUGUUAGACCUGACGUGGUGUUUCAUAGUGCAUGAACGUGGGGUGGGGUGCACGGAGGAUCUGCUGCCACACAGUCAGGGCUGGGUUCUCUUGGCUGCCGAAAAAAAAAAAAAAAAAAAAAAAACAGCAUUUUGCAUUUCUUCAUUCUCUUCAGUGUGUUUUGUGUUUGUAUUUUUUGGUUAUUAUUUUGUAUUUUUUUUUUUUGGUUUUGUUGCGUGUUUGUUUUUCUCUUGUUUUUGGAGACUCAAGCUACUCAGAACGAACUGAACGCACAGAGGAAGUGGCUCAGGACUGAUGGGAGGUGAAAACAACAGCGGUGUGUUUUAGACGGAAUUUAGAUGGAAUAAAGUUGGAGGAGGGUACACGUUCCACCGAACAACAUGUCAGGAGGGCAAAGACAGACCUAGUAAAAAAAAUUUGUAAAAAAUAUACAAAGAUUUGUAAAAAAAAAAAUAUAUAGUACUUGUUUUUUAUUUAAUUUUUUUCCAUCCCUGAUUGGACAAUUGAACAGAUUGUAUCAAUAAAAAUUUAAGAACAAACUGCUCCUAA